Papilio machaon (common yellow swallowtail) is the source of this 2328-nucleotide messenger RNA. RefSeq lists its product as uncharacterized. Gene Ontology annotation, biological process: triglyceride biosynthetic process. Gene Ontology annotation, cellular component: plasma membrane. NCBI's taxonomy places the organism in Eukaryota, Metazoa, Arthropoda, Insecta, Lepidoptera, Papilionidae. Bases 130 to 2328 code for a protein of 732 amino acids. The transcript has 9 exons. The record is from RefSeq and is a predicted model, not a curated record. Gene Ontology annotation, molecular function: diacylglycerol O-acyltransferase activity; long-chain-alcohol O-fatty-acyltransferase activity.
UCAACACACAGUGAUGACGUAUUUUGUACUUUCAAACUUAACAAAAGUUUUUCAUUACGUAUUGUGAUAUAGGUGGAGUUUAAAUAAAUCUGGGUUUCAGACAGUGGGUGACAGCGGACGUGUCGCACGAUGACUAAAGCCAAAACAAAAGGAGUUCGUGGUAGAAUUGCCCAUGAAAUAUACACAUACUGUGCGUUUUGGAUUGCAGUCUCGUCAUUACCUGCAUUGGCACUAUCAUACGUAGUUGUACGCGUUAGUAAGCAUUUAUGGAUCAAACUGCUAUCGAGCCGGUAUCCACACUUGGAGUUCAUUAGAACGGACACAAUCCGAUCAUUACUUGACACUCACAGAAAUCAGGGAAUUAUCAAUGUGCUUCUUUGUAUCAAAGGUAAACACAAUGCGGAGCAAAUUAGAAAUGAACUGUACGAGCACGUGAUCGAGCGUCGCGACAAAGAUGGGGGGCUGAUGUUCCCGCGCCUGCGUCACUGUCUCGUGUCCUGCUGGGGCAACUACGCCUGGGAUGCGCACGUUCCCUUCAGACCUGACAACCACUUUAUAGUGUCGAAUGCCGUCUACCGAGGCAGGCCGGUGUCCGAUUCUAACAUUCAGGAUUAUGUCAGCGAAAUAAUAUCAAAAUAUUUCCCAGGCGACCAGCCACCGUGGCAGUAUAUCGUCAUACCUUGCAUAUCACCAGAUCCCAAAUACUAUAUUCUGGUUCGCGUCCAUCACAUGCUACUUUCGGGAACUAACUCUAUAAAUAUUGGAGAUUUACUGCUCAUUGAACAGCUGAAGCCUGAAGAGAGGCAAAUAACGGAACACGCACAAGCAAGUCCAUUGAACAAGUUAUUCCCCACACCAAAAGCCAUACCAGAACUAUGGGAGAAGAUGAACGAGACGAUGUCAAACGUUUGGAACGAGUUCAUCUCUGAAUACGAUCCUGUGGAAAGUCCUAGAGCGUUAAAGACGAUGCCGGGUGCAUUCCAUGUUGCUGGACUGCUUUUAGUAUCAGCUGCGAACGCGGUCAGGGAACUGAAAAAGAAGAAAUCAAGUGAGGGGACAGAGCAUGCAACAACACCAACUUCUUUCAUCAGAGUGAUUCGACAAGAAUGUAAGAGAAGAAAUCUAACUAUACCUAAGUUAAUCUUAUCACCACUUGUAACCGCUGAUCCACGAAAAUGGCCACGACUAACACUUAGCGCGGCGUUCAGCACAGCGCGGGCAUUACUGAAGCUGCCGUUCACGCUAAAAGAUGAACUGACAGCAGUCAGAGAGCUCAAAUUGACAGGUCAUGUGCAACAAACAAACACUAUCACUUGGAAGUACGCGGAAUUGGCACAAACAUUGAUGAAUGCGACGUUGGAAGCUUGGCGCUGCGCGGUAGAGGUGUACAGAGCGCCGGCUGAGCUUUGGUCGGACACAGUCGGCGCUGACGACGGCAACAGACAUCUCUUACAAACGGUAUCACUAUGUGGACGAAAGGUAGUGUCAUGGUCACGUCCAAUUCCGCGGUCGUCUAUCGAGCGGUCAGGGCGCGCGCUCGGGGUGUCCGCUACCGACGUGGCUCUAUUCGCUGCCACUGACGCGAUACGCGCGGUGUUCGACAGCGCGCAAGUUGAAACCCCAGACUACGUUCUCACUUCCGCCAGGGCUGCUCCCGAGGAGUUCCUCUUCACAUUCGCCGAGGGUGACGGAAAAGAGUACAAGAAGUCGCACACUGGAGGAAUGAUCUGCUUAUCGUUGCCUAUAGGCGCGACGCCGCGUCGUAUCGCAUCUCUGGUAUCCGAAGCAUGUAAAGCGCAAAAGGCACUAUCUGGUGCGUGGGCGCUUCAAGCCCGCUGCGGGGCGUUAACCCGCUCGGUGCCGUCCCCACUCGCCCGGUUAACCCUCAACCUGCUGUCGCGACGAUAUGCGGUCUCAUACGCCGAGAUCAAUGCGCCCCCCGACGCCGCACCACGAACAACAGUAUGGGGUCAGACCGUAGACCACGUCGUGUACUGGAGACCACCUCAAGCGAAUAUCAGUCUGUCUCUGACGGUGAUCCAAUAUUCGGAUACAGUACGAUUAGCUGUGAUGGCAGAUGCCCGUCUGUCCCCCUCUCACACCGUGCCUGCGCAGCGCUGGCCUGUCGCAGUCGAACAGCUGAUCACCAAAAUCAACACAGAAAUCGCCAGAAUAGCAGCAAAAGCGAAUAUAUCCGAAGGAGAAUUACCCACUGUCACCGAAACUAAAACCUUGUCACAAAGUUAUUACUCAGAAGCCACCCUCAAGCCACCGGCAACCAAAUCUUUAAGUCCACCACCGACGCGAGAAAGUUUUACACAAAAAUAA